Molecule: messenger RNA, 768 nt
Organism: Thelazia callipaeda (thelaziosis nematode)
Lineage: Eukaryota; Metazoa; Nematoda; Chromadorea; Rhabditida; Thelaziidae
Source: the annotation of a GenBank genome assembly
AAAGCUCAAGAAAUGGCUGAAGUCGCGCAGUAUUUUGUACUGCUUUCAUAUAUGAAAAAGCCGAAACCUUGGAGAGAAGUUUGUAUUGACAACAACAGCAUACGAAGUCGAAAUGAAAAGAUAAGAACUGUUAAUAGCAUUUGCAGACGGCUGCUAGUAAAUUGUGCUCCUGAUAUUUUUGCAAAGAAUGAGCAGUUGAAAGUUAAAGGAAAAAAGUAUCGUCGAAAAAGAAAAGCUGAACCUCCCUUCUUAAUAAGGAAUUGCAUAAGUGGACAUCGAAAUUGGGAGAAUUAUACUAAAAAAAUGCAGUAUUGGAAGAAAGUAAAGAGGCAGAGAAAAGAAAAUAGUUUUACAUGUGAUUUUUCCAAAUCUUCAAGUGAUCGAACUGGAUUUAUGGAUAUUACAAAUGAUCCAAAGGAGCUUUCAAGUGCGACGUCUCUGUCAGAAGCUAAUAAGAUGCUGCUGCGUUCUUUUUAUACAGUUUGGCAUAUUAGAUAUAUCUCAAAGAAAACAUUCAAAACAAGAGAAGAUGCCGAAAACGCUUUGAGACAGCUUUCACUUUCAUCUGUCGUUGAGAAAAGCAUGAAAGUCACACCAAGAGGUGGUAUUAAAGCAGAAGUAAUUGAAGAUAAGUCGAAAUUAUCAAAACGAGCAAUACAAACUUUAAAUCGAUGGGCUCGAGUUAUUGAGAAUGAUUUAGAAGAUGGGUAUGAGUCAGGAUACAGUGAUGAUCCCGUUGAAGUAAGACAUCAAACAUAUAGUUUGUAA